Messenger RNA from Heterocephalus glaber (naked mole-rat), 3491 nucleotides. RefSeq names its product limb development membrane protein 1 (gene Lmbr1). Gene Ontology annotation, biological process: signal transduction. The record is from RefSeq and is a predicted model, not a curated record. Gene Ontology annotation, cellular component: plasma membrane. Gene Ontology annotation, molecular function: transmembrane signaling receptor activity. Lineage: Eukaryota; Metazoa; Chordata; Mammalia; Rodentia; Bathyergidae.
GCCCGCCCCGCCCCCCCGCCGCCGAAGCGCUGUAGUCCCUCAGCCUAGGCGGAAGACCGCUUGAGGCGACGCCUUCGCUACCCCGCUGCGCUUGGUCUCGGUGCCCGCCCGCGAGCGAUGGUUCGGCGGAGCGCGCGGAGCAGGGCGGCGCAGCGGCGAGCAUGAAGGAGGAUGGAAGGGCAGGACGAGGUGUCGGCGCGGGAGCAGCACUUCCACAGCCAAGUGCGGGAGUCCACGAUAUGUUUUCUUCUUUUUGCCGUUCUUUAUGUUGUUUCCUACUUUAUCAUCACAAGAUACAAGAGAAAAUCAGAUGAACAAGAAGAUGAAGAUGCCAUAGUCAACAGGAUUUCGUUGUUUCUGAGCACCUUCACUCUUGCUGUUUCAGCUGGGGCUGUUCUGCUUUUACCCUUCUCAAUAAUCAGCAACGAAAUCCUGCUGUCUUUUCCUCAGAACUACUAUAUUCAGUGGCUGAAUGGCUCCCUGAUACAUGGUUUGUGGAAUCUUGCUUCUCUCUUUUCCAACCUUUGUUUAUUUGUGUUGAUGCCUUUUGCCUUUUUCUUUCUGGAAUCUGAAGGUUUUGCUGGCCUGAAAAAAGGAAUCCGAGCCCGUGUUUUGGAGACGCUGGUCAUGCUGCUGCUUCUUGCGUUACUGAUUCUCGGCAUAGUGUGGGUGGCUUCGGCGCUGAUUGACAAUGACGCAGCUAGCAUGGAGUCUUUAUAUGAUCUCUGGGAGUUCUAUCUACCCUAUUUGUAUUCCUGUAUAUCAUUGAUGGGAUGUUUGUUACUUCUCUUGUGCACACCAGUGGGCCUCUCCCGCAUGUUCACAGUCAUGGGUCAGUUGCUAGUGAAGCCAACAAUUCUUGAAGACCUGGAUGAGCAAAUUUAUAUUAUUACCCUAGAGGAAGAAGCACUCCAGAGACGGCUAAAUGGGAUGUCUUCAUCAGUGGAAUACAACCUAAUGGAGUUGGAAGAAGAACUUGAAAAUGUAAAGACUCUUAAGACAAAACUAGAGAGGCGGAAAAAGGCUUCAGCAUGGGAAAGAAAUUUGGUGUAUCCUGCUGUUAUGGUUCUACUUCUUAUCAAGACAUCCAUCUCAGUCCUUUUGGUGGCGUGUAAUAUUCUUUGCCUGUUGGUUGACGAAACAGCAAUGCCAAAGGGAACAAGGGGUCCUGGAAUAGGAAAUGCCUCUCUCUCUACUUUUGGUUUUGUGGGAGCUGCACUUGAAAUCAUUUUGAUUUUCUAUCUUAUGGUGUCUUCCGUUGUUGGUUUCUAUAGCCUCCGAUUUUUUGGAAACUUUACACCCAAGAAGGAUGACACAACCAUGACAAAGAUCAUUGGGAAUUGUGUAUCAAUCUUGGUCUUGAGCUCUGCUCUGCCUGUGAUGUCUAGAACACUGGGAAUCACUAGAUUUGACCUACUUGGAGACUUCGGAAGGUUUAACUGGCUGGGCAAUUUCUAUAUUGUCCUGUCCUACAAUUUACUCUUUGCCAUUGUGACAACAUUGUGUCUGGUCAGAAAAUUCACCUCUGCUGUACGAGAAGAACUUUUCAAGGCCCUAGGGCUUCAUAAACUUCACUUAUCCAAUACUUCAAGGGAUUCAGAAGCAACCAAACCAUCUGCAAAUGGGCAUCAGAAAGCACUGUGAGACCCACAGUGGGCAAGCAUUCUGCAAACAAGAGUCCGGAGAGGUCCAAACUCAUGACAUUCCCGCCUGCCAGAUUUGUGGAACAUUUUCACACUGACCUUGGUGCAUGUUUAGGGCCUGGGCCUAGAAGUAUCUUUUCAUUAUAAUCUAAGAACUUGGCUAUUGGUGAUCUUGUUUUUUAAAUUCAGCUUUCUGGUAAACCUUGUAGUUGCCAGUUCAGCAUAGAUUCCUGGAGACAUAUGGGAAAGCACACGCAUCUAUGGCUUGCAUCAGUAAAUACAUCAUCCUGAUAUGAAAGCCAUGUUAGAAAUGGCAAACUGUGAGACUUUCUGAAAUCCAUUCAUUCCCAUUAUGUGUCUUACUUAGCAUGGAGACACCUACCUACCUGAAAGGCUCCCUGGCGCAAAGGGAGGUUUCCAGGCCCUUCAGAGACUGCUUGUAGAGGCUGUCACUUCAGUAGCUGCACUGGAACUACAAUAAUUGCAAAUUUAUUUUUUAUUUCCUUAAGAAAAACAUAGUUUCCAGUUUAGAUUACAGAAUUUUCACUAGACUUUGAGCCAACGAGAAAUACUAAGUCCUUUUCAACCCUGAGCUGUGGUGACAAGCCGCAGGAGCAUUUUGUGUUUGCUCCAGGAAGCUCUGAUGAGCACUGCAUCAUCACGCUGAGGGACAGCUGACUGUAUGACUCAGUAUUACCUCUUAUAGCACAGUUACCGGUGUUGGGUACACUUGUAACUUAGACUUUGCCUUAUAGGCUAUGUGUAUACUCACUUUUUUAAAGGAUUCUUUUAAAAAAUCACUUAAUCCUCUGUGCUUCUGUGAUGUUUAUGAGAAAUUUCAGUGCUGAAUGGUAGAAACGCCUUCUUUCCUCACAUUCUUCAGGCUUUGGUUACUUUUGUAUACACCAAUUUACGCCUCCGACUUAUAAAAGUUACCAGCUCAACACCCAGAGUUUACAGAGUCGGCAUUCUUGAUGUGAGAAUAGGUUUACACUGUAACAUAAUCUGAUAAUCAUUCAGCUAUUACAUUGUAAAUAAUCAUUGGGAUGGUUUCUUGACUCUUAAGUCCACUGAUAAAAAACCAUUAGCAUAUGCUCUGCAUUGUCACCCACUAGGAUAGGAUCCUGAGCACUGUGCAUGCAAAAAUACUAGGUCGGCCCCUUUGCACACAGUUCAUAGUUCCGUGAUCUGUACAAAUAGGUAUGUUCACAUGCACCAUGUGUAUGGCAAUAGGUUGUCUGUGUUCAGACAAAGGUAAAACAACAUUUUUCUCAAAUUGUUGAAUUUAAAGGGUUUUUUGGGGGAGGAAUUUAUAAAAAAUAGGCUGUAUCUGUUGACAUAAAAAAUUUUCACAUAGAACCAAACAAUAAGAAAAUCUAAUCUGUACUGUAUAUAUUUAUAAAUUCCAUUGAGUAUACUUCUCAUUUAUACGUCUGCAUUUCCUUCUAAGUGUCUCAUCUUUUGAAACUGCAGCUUAGCUUUAAAAUAAGAGUGUUUACUUUUUGGUUCCAAGCGACACUCAGCACAUGCCACCCGUCUAGUAUUGGUGGAUUUCUCAGUAUAAGAUCUAUAUGCUAGAAACUGAAUAAAAAGUCACCUGCUUUGUAAUUUCACUGUUAAUUCUGUCUACAUUAGUAUUCAUUGCAAGCUUUGAUUUUUUACUGAAUCUUGGAGUCCACACUUUGAGCAGACCAAGUCCAGGGGAGAACAGAAAGACACUCAGGAGUACACUAAUAUCACUUCUACAUCAGUGUCAGGGCACAUCCAGUGAAAGAGUUCCUGGGCAUUUGUAAGAUGUCUGAAAGUUUUCUAGUAAAAUAUUAAACUUUUCAUUUGUCUAUGUCUCAA